AGGGAACUCGAAGGAAACCAAUUUUCAGGACCAAUCCCUCCUGAGAUUGGAAAGUUGGUUAAUCUGGAAGAAUUAUUGCUGUCUUCAAAUUCUUUCAGUGGUCCUUUACCUGAACAGCUUGGGCUCCUUAAAAACCUGUUUUCCUUGAGGAUAAGUGAUAAUGACUUUACUGGGCGAAUACCAGAAUUCAUUGGAAACUGGACAAUGUUAUAUCAUCUGGAGAUGUUUGGUAGCGGUUUGGAUGGUCCAUUACCUUCCAGUACUUCAGCCCUGACUAGCUUGUUCAAACUGUACACACCAAUAUUUUUAUUCUCUUCAAAUCUGGUUACUCUUGAAACAAUGUUGCUUCAUUUUGCUGUACGUAUAUAUAAUAUGACAGCCAGAUUAGCGAUCUAG
This is a messenger RNA of Camelina sativa (false flax), 396 nucleotides long. The record is from RefSeq and is a predicted model, not a curated record. Lineage: Eukaryota; Viridiplantae; Streptophyta; Magnoliopsida; Brassicales; Brassicaceae.